CCGCCGUGCGACAGGUGACGCGGUGCACGUUCGCGCUCAAAAUUCAAAUUCAAAAAUCGAACGAACACGUCUCGCGUUCACUUUUACUUUUUCAAUUCCUUGUUACGUCAAAGCCGCGACACAGUUUCGUAACCAGUGUUUUUUUGUUGUUUACUUUUUGUGUUGUUUUGUGGUAAUUUAGUUCCUUUAUUUUGGAUUGAUAUUGAAAUGAAGUGACAGUUAUAAAGGAAAGGAUGGAAAGGAAAAGUGGAUUUGACGGUGGAGGAUACGCAUAAGAAGGAGAAACAUCCUGUUUAUGUGCGUCUUCUCUUACGUCGAUUAAGUGUUCUGUGAUGGCGGAGAGCGGGGGCUGCGUCAACAAAGCAUUUGAUGCUGUCGACGACGGCUUCCACACUAUAGACCUGCGCGGAAGUCGCCGAAAUGAUAGGCGACAUACGUCUGAAGGCGAGGCUGACUCCGAGAGUAAUGGCGGCGUGGGCGAGGCGCGGUGCGGCUGGGGCGCGGUGCGACCGACCUGGUUGCAGCGGUUCCGCACCGCCAAAUGGGCGCUGUUCUGGCUUUGCUGGGCAGGUGCUAUACAGGGUAUGGUGGUUAACGGUUUCGUGAAUGUGGUGAUCACCACGAUAGAGAAGCGCUUCGGUCUCCGCUCUAUGCAGACUGGCGUCAUCGCUGGCGGAUACGACAUGGCGUCGUUCGCUUGCUUAGCGCCGGUGACGUACCUGGGCGGACGAGCUGGAAGUAGCAAGCCGCGUUGGCUUGGCUGGGGCGUGCUGCUGAUGGGUGCCGGCUCCUUGCUCUUUGCACUUCCCCACUUCCUCGUGCCCCCCUACAGGGUCGCGGGGGAUGAGCCUGAGGACCUCUGUACACUGAAUAAGACCGUUUCAGUGAGCAGGUGUGAGAAGUCCUGGGGCGGUGAAGGCGGCGCGUGGGCGGUAGCAGUGUUCGUGGCCGCACAGCUGUUACACGGCGCUGGAGCCACGCCACUCUUCACUCUCGGCGUCACAUACAUCGACGAGAAUGUCUCCAAGAAGAUGUCCUCCGUAUACCUUGGUAAGUGGACCAUGAUAUUACAUCAUAAAGUUUCUAGAAUUUAGAGAUAAGAUACUGAGUUGUCAGUGGGUGUAGAACUAAAUAAA
Molecule: messenger RNA, 1136 nt
Organism: Papilio polytes (common Mormon)
Lineage: Eukaryota; Metazoa; Arthropoda; Insecta; Lepidoptera; Papilionidae
Product: solute carrier organic anion transporter family member 4A1-like
Exons: 7
Coding region: 333-1094 (253 amino acids)
Biological process (GO): sodium-independent organic anion transport; transmembrane transport
Cellular component (GO): membrane
Source: RefSeq, a predicted model, not a curated record